AUGAGCCCUCAGCAUUUGCACUGGGAUAUCGAGGAAAAGCGCCAACGACGGGCACUCACUGUGCAUGGAACUGCCCUCCUUGCUCUCUCCUUCCAAACCCUCGGGAUCAUCUACUCUGACAUUGGCACGUCACCGCUUUACGUGCUGAAUGGUAUCUUCCCUUCAAGCCAGCCCGCUCCCAAUGAGCAGGACAUCGUCGGCGCCAUCUCUGCCAUCGUUUGGUCCUUGACGCUCCUCCCAUUGCUCAAGUAUGUCGUCUUGGGUCUACGAUUCGGUACCCAAGAGGGCGAGGGUGGCACUUUUGCCUUGUUUCAUGGCAUCUUCCCUCCAAAGGCGAUUGAUUGGGACGAGGACCGCACUUUGACAGCUGAAUUUGGACUCAAGACUCCUUCGACGUCCACCUCAUCUUCGAUCCGGAAUGCACUUGAUCGAUUCAAAUGGGUUCUCCUUGCUUGGAGUCUCUUUGGAACUGCGUUGACCUUUGCGGACGGUAUGCUAACCCCAGCCGUCUCGGUCACUUCGGCAGUUUCUGGUAUCGCAUUGGUCGCUCCAAAGCUCAAUGACAAUAUUGGUCCGAUUUCCAUCGCCAUUAUCGUCGCUCUCUUCCUCAUCCAGAGGUUUGGAACCGCCAAAGUUUCUGCUGUCUUCUCUCCAGUUACUGCGGUCUGGCUCACUCUUCUGUUCACGACUGGCAUCUACAAUGUCACGUCAUACCCGGCAAUAUUCCGCGCUUUUGAUCCCUCGCGAGCCGUCCUUUGGUUCGUGAGAACGAAGGAAUAUGACAACCUUUCCGGAGUUUUGCUCGCCGUGACCGGUUGUGAAGCCAUGUUCGCAAACCUCGGGCAGUUCAACAGACAGUCCAUUCAGAUUUCCUUUGCUUUCGUUACGUAUCCAGCUCUCAUCCUUGCCUACCUCGGCCAAGGCGCGCGCCUUGUCAAAGAUGGAGAAGACGUGAUCCAGAACGUCUUCUACGCGUCGAUUCCAGGAGGUGCCGGCAAGCCGCUUUAUUGGAUCAUGUACGUCUUUGCUAUCCUUGCGACUCUCGUCGCCUCGCAAGCCACCAUCACCGCGACGUUUUCCCUUUUUCAACAAGUCAUCAACUUGCGAAGUUUGCCACCGGUUCGCAUGCGAUAUACGUCAGAGACGGUUCAGGGUCAGAUUUACAUCCCAUCUGUCAACUGGGUCCUCUGCGUCGGCACGGUCAUCUUUGUCCUCAUCUUCAAGGAUCUAGCCAAGUUGACGUAUGCAUACGGAUUCGCUGUCGCCACCGUCAUGCUUGUGACGACAACGUUAAUCACCAUCCAAAUCCCAGUCGUCAAGAAACUCCCGUGGAUCGUCGGAGUGGCAUGGUUGCUCUUCUUUGGCUUCUUUGACGGCCUCUUCUGGGGUGCUGCGCUUCGCAAAGUUCCUCAUGGCGCAUGGGUUCCUCUGCUCAUCGGAUGUAUCCUCACGGCAUUCAUGGUCUUCUGGACCUGGGCAAAGGGACUCGAAGACAAGUUUGACGGCGCCAACCGACGGAGUCUGCGCCACUUUAUCUCCAAAGAGAUUACCGAAAAGAUCAACUACUCCCCCGUUGUCCGCAGACUCGUGCUCGGCAGUGUCACACCCCAAGCAGAGGACACGAUUGUCGAAACGCCAAACGAAGAUGCAGGCAUUUCGACGGCAGUGAACACGCAAUUACAAGCCAAUCUCGACUCGGAACCGCAUUUCCUCGAGGAGACGAAGCUCUACUUGUCCGUCGGCGAUCGCAAGACGUUGUUGCCGCGCAUGUCGACCAUGGCCAUCUUCCACAAGCUCUCUUCUGGCAAGGGUGUCCCGCAUACGUUCUCCGGGUUCCUAGAACAAUGGCCUGCACUCCCUCGCGUCGUCAUCUUCCUCUCUGUCCGGAUCAUGCCCAUCGCGCACGUUCCAACGGAGAACCAGUACCGUGUGACCAAAGUCCGCAGCUUACCUGGAUUCUACGGCGCGACGUACAUGCUCGGAUUCCGAGACAAGUUUAGCGUCGACACGCAUGCGCUCCUCGAACUCAUCCUCUCACUCGAACUCCGCGCGACCGACUCGAAGAAGCAUGCAGACGAGAUUGUCGAAGAGAUUAAAGAGGCAGCUAAAACGGUGACACACGUUGUACCGCAUUACCACGUCAUGGCGCGUAAGAUUAUCAUCUGGGGUGCACCCGUCGUCAACUGGAUACGAAAAUGGCUGAUCGAAGACAUUUACCGGAGUGUCGCGUACGUCUUCCCUGAGACGGCCACGUGGAAAAUGAAGGCCGACGAUAUCAUUCACGUCGGCGUCACUGCGGAGAUCUAG
This is a messenger RNA of Serendipita indica DSM 11827, 2307 nucleotides long. Lineage: Eukaryota; Fungi; Basidiomycota; Agaricomycetes; Sebacinales; Serendipitaceae. The record is from the annotation of a GenBank genome assembly.